Olea europaea var. sylvestris is the source of this 1125-nucleotide messenger RNA. RefSeq names its product membrane-associated progesterone-binding protein 4. Bases 163 to 888 code for a protein of 241 amino acids. Lineage: Eukaryota; Viridiplantae; Streptophyta; Magnoliopsida; Lamiales; Oleaceae. The transcript has 8 exons. Gene Ontology annotation, cellular component: endomembrane system; membrane. The record is from RefSeq and is a predicted model, not a curated record.
UUUUUCUAAUUGUCGUCUUUAAAAAUAUGUGAUUGUGUAAUUUUCACUUUGUAUUUUUACCAUAAAAGCUUGAACUCGAUUUGAGGUUUGGUCUCGAGUUGAGGUUUGUUUCAACCGUAUUUGGAUCGGUCAUCAGACUCAGAGUUGGGGAAAGCGAAAAAGAUGCGUUGGUCUCCUUUCUUUUGGAUCCCAAUUUGCUUAGCUCUUCUCUCAUUCUUCCUCUUCAGAAUUUUUCCUUUCAAUUCUCCCCACAAUCAACCUCAAGGGAAACUUUUCACUGCGGAAGAAUUAGCUCCAUACAAUGGCACUGACCCUCAAUUGCCCAUUCUUCUCGGCAUUCUUGGGUCAGUGUUUGAUGUAACUAAAGGCAAAAGCCAUUACGGUGCCGGAGGAGGUUACAACCAUUUUGCGGGAAGGGAUGCUUCCCGCGCUUUUGUUUCAGGAAAUUUUACAGGUGAGGGACUUACUGACUCCCUGCGUGGUUUAUCUAGCACUGAUGUGAAAAGCAUCGUUGAAUGGCGAGAUUUCUACUUCAGGACUUACGUAUUUGUGGGUAAAUUGGUUGGUCGCUAUUAUGAUAUUGAAGGCAACCCCACGAAGUACUUGAAAGGGGCUGAAGCAAAGGCUGCCAGAGGUGCACAGCUACUUGAGAAACAGAAGAUUGAGGAAGCUCAAGUACCCAGCUGUAAUUCAAGAUGGAGUCAGGAUGAGGGUUCAGAGGUAUGGUGUGACGAUGGCUAUCCAAGGUUAGUUCAGAGACCAGUAGAAAUAGCUUUGACUGGGAAAAUGAGCAAACGAUGUGCUUGCUUCAAAGAAGAUGAACUGGGUCAGUCGGGUUUGGAAGUCUAUGAUGGAUGCAAUUAUUUUGCCACGAAGUGUCAAUUAUAGUGAAUCUCUUUCAUGGAAAUUUGAAAAGAUUACACCACAGAAAGUGACGAGAAAUAAAGCUCUUAGUUAUAAGUAGCUUAGACUUUUGAGUUAUAUUAGCCGUUUAUAAUACACAAUUUUAGCAUUUGUAUAUCUAUUUAAAGCAGUCUUGCACUUUCUUCAGAUGCACCGGGUAAUUUCCUGUACUAUAUAAUUUGAUUAUAAUACAUGGAAACUACAAUGAGUUGUACUAAUUUA